Clunio marinus is the source of this 381-nucleotide messenger RNA. The record is from the annotation of a GenBank genome assembly. NCBI's taxonomy places the organism in Eukaryota, Metazoa, Arthropoda, Insecta, Diptera, Chironomidae.
AUGGAAAUUGAAAAAGUAGCAACAACAGAAAAUGCUGCUGGAUUUACAUUAAAAUGUUCUGAUUUUCAUAUUUCUUAUUCAGUCCAUUCCAUGAUUCAAAUAACAUCAAGUCCAGAUAAUAUGAUACGCAAUUAUUUCCGCUCGUUUUCCCUCACAGGAAAAAAGUUAUUGAGAGAAAUUCAAUUAAAUUUUCAUGAGAAAAGUAAGAGAAUGGGGACGAAAACAACUUCAUUCACAAGUGAUCUAGCAAAUCAAUUUACAUUUGCUACGGAUUUAAUUACAAAACUGUUUUUAAUUACAAUUGAUCCCUUACCACAUUCCCAAGACAUUGUCUCAUGGCCCACAGCAGCCUUCUCAGUGGUGCAACAAGGAAAAGGUUAA